This is a messenger RNA of Styela clava, 2392 nucleotides long. Its product is annotated as neuroligin-4, Y-linked-like. Lineage: Eukaryota; Metazoa; Chordata; Ascidiacea; Stolidobranchia; Styelidae. The record is from RefSeq and is a predicted model, not a curated record.
UUGUUCUGAAGAGUGUGCUAUAUUAUUUGUCCAUCGACGAAAUAUUUUUUGUGAUUGUGAUUUAGGAAGAAAAUAAAGUUGCCAUAAUUUGGCUAUAAAUAAAAAAAUCAUGUCUGGAUUUGCGAAGCUGCUUGCAGUGAUUCUGAUGUGCGGUACAUUCAUAUCAGCAAAUGACAUUGAUCCAAUGUUGAUCGAACCUCCUAAAGUAUCAUACGAAGAUAUGUUAGAAGCAGCAGCCAAGUUCAAUUCCUUUGAGUUUGACGAAGGUGUGGAAACUCUUGGCUACCCAUCAGAGAACAUCAACAUUGGUGGGUUUUACGGAACAUCUCAAUACAACGUUGCGAUGUUUCGUGGAAUUAAAUACGCUACCGCAGAAAGAUUUGAGAAACCAACUAUGCUGGAAAAAAUAGAUGGAUUAGAUGUGACGGCCUAUGCAACUGGUCCUUCAUGUCCUCAACCAUCUGCAGAUUAUUAUGAAAAUGGCCAUAAAUACAGUGAAGACUGCUUGUAUCUUGAUGUUUACGUUCCGCUCCGACGAACCGUCUUUGUGACGUCACAGCAAACUCCUAUCGAGUCUUACCGCAAAAAGCGCGACGUAGAAUGGGAAAGUGGUUCUGGAUCUGGGGAGCAUAUGGAAUACGAUGAAUAUGUUGCUUCUGGGGAAGAGGUGCAUCAUAGCGAAGUACCACCACCGGAGGAAAGAGUAGCAUCUACUACGAGCGCUGAGACCACAACAACAUGGGCAGCUAAAGACGAACUCCUGUUCCACACAGAUCUCCCCGUCAUCAUUGCUUUUCAGGGAGAGGAAUUCACUUAUGCAGCAAGCCGAGGUAUUGAUGGGCGCGUUCUUGCUAGAUAUGGAUCUGCUAUUGUCAUCGUUGUUAAUUAUCGUACUGGCGUUCUUGGUUUUCUAAGUUCUGGGGACGAACGUAUCAAAGGAAAUUUCGGCUUGUAUGACCAAAAGGUUGCGAUUCAAUGGGUGAAAAAAUAUGUGGAGCAAUUCGGUGGCGAUCCUAGACAAAUCACACUACUAGGAUUUUCAUCUGGAGCUGAGAGUGUCUCUGCGCAGAUGCUCAAUCCUACAAACAAGGAUCUCUUUCAAAAAGUCGUUUUACAAAGUGGUGUGGCAAAACAAGGAACAAUGUUUUACAAUGACGAGGCAGCAGAAAUUGCAGUACAGGGAGAUAUUUUGCAAAAGUUAAUAGAUCGUUCUGGAUGCGAAGACGAUUCUGUGAACUGUUUAAUAGACUUGGAUACAGUGAAACUGAUUACAAAAGCUGGUGAACUCGCGUUUGAAAGGAAAGACAAUAGGACUUUCGGGCCAAUACGAGAUAACCAUUAUUUUUCUGCCAAUGAUUCAGAAGGACUUUUAUCACGGUACGAUAUCAUGAUUGGUGUGGUUGAAAACGAAGCUGGAAAAUGGGUGAACGGACUGGACGACAACAUAACACUCUAUGAUAUAAUCAGACAUGAAUUCUCCAGCAACAGCUAUUUUCACUGUGCUCCCGAGACCUUGGUUAAUUUUCUAAGUUUUGAGUACAGAGCCUCUUCGGAGACCGACGAAUUGAAUGCACUGCAGAAAGGAUACCUGAAUCUUGUAAAUGACUACAGUUACAUUGGACCUGCCGUCGCUUUUGCGAAUAGAGCAACUACGGAAGGUGCCAAAACUUAUUUCUACAAAUUCCAAGCUCAUGUAUCUACUAUGGCACCUGGAAGACCGUCAAUUUUAGAAGGAAUGCCAAUUCAUGGCGACGAUCAAGGUUAUUUGCUUGGGAUGCCUCUCAUUUUGACAGAACUAUACACGAGCUCGACUAGGAAUAUUUCAGCCAAUUAUCUGAGAAUGGUUUCAAAUUUUGCACAUUCUGGAAAUCCUGAUGAUGGUCCUACACCCAAACCGUCCUCCGUGGACUCCUGGACACCCUUUACUUUGGAGAACAUGGAAACAUUUGUUAUUUCUGAGAAGAUGGAAGUGAAACCCAAACUUUUUUCGAGAAGUAUGGAUAUCUGGUCUGAAGCAGUGACAUACCUGAUGUCGGACGAUAUAUGCCCGAAGGUUGAGGUUAAAAAAGCGUCGUGUUCGGUAAAGUCUUGCAAAUAUAUCAAAGACUGGGAGAAAAAUUACAUCAAGUGGAGAGACGUAGACGUUCCAAAAUGGAGGCAAGCUGCGGAAAAGUACGGUGAAUUUGACAACGACGACGAGGGAGAAAGCUGCGACAAGUCCUAAAUUUUGUCUCAAUCGAAUUAUUCUGCUUACAACAACAACUACAGUUACUUUGUCACUUUUCUGAAGUGCAACGUCACGCCAUAUUAGAUUCACACCUUAAUUAAAUUUGAACUCUGCUUUUAUUAUUUUCUUGUUCAUUCUCGCGUGAAUUAAACUCAUUUAUGUUCA